Molecule: messenger RNA, 2325 nt
Organism: Rotaria sordida
Lineage: Eukaryota; Metazoa; Rotifera; Eurotatoria; Philodinida; Philodinidae
Source: the annotation of a GenBank genome assembly
AUGGCAAUGACAACAUCAAAUCUCAAUUCUACUAAAACUAUUACCCGUCGUAGUACAGUUUCUGACGCAAAAAUAGUCAAUGAACAAGUCCUAUCACAAGAGCUUGGCCAAUUUUCACCUUUUAAAAUCAAUUCAACAAAAAAACAAAUAACAAAAUUUCCUAUAGAAAUCAUUCUUUCGAAAACAAUUGGUAGUGAAUGGCAAUCUAUACCUGACUAUCUUUGUUCAAAAAAUCCAUCUUUUGAAAAGAAACUUCGAACCAUUUUACCAUCAACGAUGAAUUUAGAGGAAUUAAGAGAUAUUGCUAUUCUCAUGCAUAAAAUUAUGUCGAUUGACAUAGUACAAUCUCUCUGGAUAGUCUAUCGAAAAUAUGGUAUGGAAGAAAUACAAUCCAAACGACCAAUCAAUGAAUCCGAUACAAAACUUUGGCCAAAAGAAGUUUCAUCACUCAUGGAACAGUUAAAAAAUGAUAAUAUUAUUGGUGAAAGUAGUUGUUUAAUUUUCGUCAAUCAAUGUUUACAAGAAUUCUACAAUAAAAAGGAAUAUUAUCGACGCGAAUUAAAUGUCAAGACCAGUCGUUUAUCUGGUUAUAACCAUAGCAUCGAAUAUACUAUUGAAAAAUUUGUACAACAAGGACUUCAAUCUUUACAUAUUGAAAUCAAUGAACAUAUUGCCACGGUUCAAUAUCAUUAUACCAAUAAAAUAUUUCAACACACUUAUUUUGCUCAAAAUCCUAAUACAAAUCAAUAUAAAAUACGAAAGAAUAGCAAAAAUUCAAAAUAUUUUCUAUUGCAUAUGGAUUUCAAUACAAUUGAUUUAACUCGAGCAGAACAAGCUACUUCUUUGUUAAUUAAUAAUGAACAACAAGAAUAUCAAUCAAGAACAUUAUUAGAUAAAAAUAAUGGACGAUAUGCUUAUUUACCUAUAUUUCCAACAGAAUAUGUUGGUCCAAAUGAGUGUUUACUUUUGGCUAAUGUACCAGUUAGUCGUCUUGCACCUCAUCAAAUUAAUCGACGUCAAUAUGGAGCCUAUACUUUCGAUGCACUGAUGCUGAUGAAUAAGUAUACUUAUUCCGAUGAAUUUAGUUUAUCUGAACAAGAUGCUAAUGAAUUAGCUUCACGAUUACAAGUAGGCAAAUCAAUAAUUACUUUCAAUGCACGACGACUUCGUAGCAUCUGUCAUACUCUUCUUGCAUUUCAUGAAUCAUUUCGACGAUAUGUUCUAUGUAAGAGUGAUGUUGCUCUAAAAGAACCAACACCCAAUUCGAGACAAAUGGCUAUGGCAUUGGAAUUCUAUUUACAAAUCGAUGUGGAUUUAUUCUAUAUGAAAACUUGUUCGUUUCGAGGAGCUCAUCCUCCAUCUAAUAUAAAAGGUCUAUUUUGUGGAAGAGAUGAAUCGCAAGCAAGAUAUUCAUUGGUUUCAUGUGAUAAUCUUUUUUGUCAAUGUUGUUUUCCAUUAAAUACUUACAAGAAAAGUCAACCAUGGCCAAUUGUUAAUUUUACUUCAAGUUCAAUGCAUCGAUUUCUCAAUGGUUAUACUACCUAUCUCAAUUGUCCAGCAACAUGUACUACAUCGAAUAUAAUUUAUGCCAUGACAUGUCCAUGUGGUCAUUAUGAUUAUAUUGAUUCAACAGCAAAAACAUUGGCUGAUGCUAUGGCUUAUCAUCGAGAACAUGGCAAUCGAAUUAUACAUGAAAAAUUAACUGAUAGUCCUCUAUUUCGAGGAUCACAAAUCGAUCCUAAUGAGAGAGAAAAAGAAAUGGUUAAUCAAAUGCGUCUCUAUCAACAUUCAGCUCGUUGUCCAGAAGCACUUCGUUCAUUUCUUGAUUGCAAUCAUAUGUAUUGGUGUUUUAUUCCUCUACCUGUGGAUGAAGCAGCAACAGAAAAUGCUGCUAAUCGUCCAGGAACUUCUACUACAGAUCCCAAUCUGGAUGCUGUGAUAGCAACUACUGCCGUAGACAAUCGUAGGGUGGCUAAUUAUCUAGAUAAUGUACCAUUACCACCAACUCCCUAUGCCUUCUCAUAUCUACAGAUAAAACAACAGCGUCUAUUUUUCGAACGAUUUGUUACUUCUUCUAUUCAUUACCGGCCUUAUAUCAAAUUAGAUUUGUAUAACAUAGCAAUCAUUGCCGUUUUACCAGAUGAUUGUUCAAUGAUACUACGAUACAUUAUCGAAACAUUAUUCAUUAUUCAUGGUGAAACUAAAUUGAAUAUGAUUUGUCCACUUGGUGGUGAUGCUGAAAAACGUUACGGUCGUCUGUAUAACCUACAUUGGUGUGCUAAUUUGAAUCGUUCAUCAAUGUCAACCACGACAUCAACUCAGUGA